AUUUUAAAUAUUUGUUUUGGUAUUCUGCCUUUGCUGGCUGCUCGGGCGGUUCUCGAUAUCGAUUACACGGUAUUAAUACACGGUAUUAGUGGAUACUCACACUGUCUCGAUAGACUUUAUUUUAAAUAUGUAUUUUUAAAAUACUAA
This is a messenger RNA of Colletotrichum lupini, 147 nucleotides long. RefSeq lists its product as uncharacterized. The annotation marks the transcript as partial. Lineage: Eukaryota; Fungi; Ascomycota; Sordariomycetes; Glomerellales; Glomerellaceae. The record is from RefSeq and is a predicted model, not a curated record. The transcript has a single exon.